This is a messenger RNA of Arabidopsis thaliana (thale cress), 1841 nucleotides long. It is a transcript of the gene EIF3E, whose product is annotated as eukaryotic translation initiation factor 3E. Gene Ontology annotation, cellular component: eukaryotic 48S preinitiation complex; eukaryotic translation initiation factor 3 complex; eukaryotic translation initiation factor 3 complex, eIF3e. The transcript is spliced from 8 exons. The record is from RefSeq and is marked reviewed. Gene Ontology annotation, biological process: cytoplasmic translational initiation; negative regulation of translation; formation of cytoplasmic translation initiation complex. Lineage: Eukaryota; Viridiplantae; Streptophyta; Magnoliopsida; Brassicales; Brassicaceae. The coding region runs from base 247 to 1572 and encodes 441 amino acids. Gene Ontology annotation, molecular function: translation initiation factor activity.
CCGGUACCGGCCGAUCAGAUAACGACGGCUAAGUUAUCGUUUUGGAGAUAAAAAUACCUUGUGGGGUAAACAACAAUAUAUAAGAAGUAAAGGGGCGAAUUUAUAAAUAUUGAAAGCUCAUAUUCGAGAAAACCCUAAUUUCAAUAUACAGGAUUUUUUACCUCGUCGUCUCUGAAACUUCAUCUCUGCCGUCUUAAGAAGAUUUUGCCAGUGCGGGAAGCGGCGGAGAUUGAGAGAUUAGCGACGAUGGAGGAAAGCAAACAGAACUAUGACCUGACGCCACUAAUAGCGCCUAACCUGGACAGACACUUGGUGUUUCCUAUAUUCGAGUUCCUUCAAGAGCGUCAGCUUUACCCUGAUGAGCAGAUCCUGAAGUCUAAAAUCCAGCUUUUGAACCAGACGAACAUGGUUGAUUACGCCAUGGAUAUUCACAAGAGUCUCUACCACACUGAAGACGCUCCUCAAGAAAUGGUGGAGAGAAGAACAGAGGUUGUCGCUAGGCUCAAAUCUUUGGAGGAGGCUGCUGCACCACUCGUGUCUUUUCUUUUGAACCCUAACGCUGUGCAGGAGCUAAGAGCUGACAAGCAGUACAAUCUCCAAAUGCUCAAGGAACGCUACCAGAUUGGUCCAGACCAGAUUGAGGCUUUGUACCAGUACGCCAAGUUUCAGUUUGAAUGUGGCAACUAUUCUGGUGCUGCUGAUUAUCUUUACCAGUACAGGACCCUGUGCUCUAACCUUGAGAGGAGUUUGAGUGCCUUGUGGGGAAAGCUCGCAUCUGAAAUAUUGAUGCAAAACUGGGAUAUUGCUCUUGAAGAGCUUAACCGUCUCAAAGAGAUUAUUGACUCAAAGAGUUUUUCAUCGCCGUUAAACCAGGUGCAGAACAGGAUUUGGUUGAUGCAUUGGGGUCUGUAUAUCUUUUUUAACCAUGAUAAUGGAAGGACACAGAUCAUUGAUCUUUUUAACCAAGACAAGUAUCUGAAUGCCAUCCAAACUAGUGCUCCACACUUGCUGCGCUACUUGGCAACUGCUUUCAUUGUCAACAAAAGGAGAAGACCACAAUUGAAAGAAUUCAUUAAGGUCAUUCAGCAAGAGCACUACUCCUACAAAGAUCCAAUUAUCGAGUUCCUGGCAUGUGUGUUUGUCAAUUAUGACUUUGAUGGGGCUCAAAAGAAGAUGAAAGAGUGUGAAGAGGUCAUUGUGAAUGAUCCAUUCCUUGGCAAGCGAGUUGAGGAUGGAAACUUUUCAACUGUACCACUGAGAGAUGAAUUUCUUGAAAAUGCCCGCCUAUUCGUCUUUGAAACCUAUUGCAAAAUUCAUCAAAGGAUUGACAUGGGGGUACUUGCUGAAAAAUUGAAUCUGAACUAUGAGGAGGCCGAGAGAUGGAUUGUGAACCUAAUCCGCACCUCAAAGCUUGAUGCCAAGAUUGAUUCUGAGUCAGGAACUGUAAUCAUGGAGCCUACUCAGCCCAACGUGCAUGAGCAGUUGAUAAACCACACCAAAGGCUUAUCAGGACGAACAUACAAGUUAGUGAAUCAGCUCUUGGAACACACACAGGCGCAAGCAACUCGCUAGUCAAAAUUUUGCUGUGGAAGCCUUUCCUUGAUAAAACUCACCUUCGGUUGACUGGAAUUAUUUUCUUUUUCUUGCUCUGAGUUCACCUUUUACUUUGAAAAAGAUUAUUAUGGAGUUGUUCUAUUUGAAAUGUUGGAUCCACAGAUUGGAACAUUUUCCAACCAAAUCAGCAUUUUGUAUCCACCCUAAGCAUUUAAAGGUUUUUGCAAGCCAACGUAAAUUACUGCCUUACAUUGAGCAUCUCUGAUUUGCGUAAUAGUAAGUACAAU